CGUGGAUUAACGGCUGAUUUCCGCCGAUAAGCCAGCAGUGGCUUUACAUACAAGACAAGGGUAUCUACGGAGUACUCGUACCGUACUUGCACAGUACAACACCAGUCAUGUUCGGAAAAUUGGUGGGGCAGCCAUCCUCUUCAAGCCUUUCUUUCCCAACCAACCCCCUCUAUCUCUUUUCUCAACCAACUCCCUCAGUGGCCAUCCCCUCGCACCCCCACCUACACUUUUCUUUCACUUCAAAAAAUAAAAUCUAACCCCAAUGGCUGAGGAAGCAAAAACGCUAGCAACCUCUGCUGCUAAUCUUUCGGUCUCUGAGCCUGACAAUACCUUGUUUAUCGAUGAAGAUAUCGGCGUUGACGCUGCGGAGACUCCUGGAACCGAGGGGCAGCCUUUCAAGACUCUUAUCGGUGCUAUGACUCAUACAUAUAAGUCACAACCUGACGCGAUAUUCAAAAUUCGCAAGAAACCAACUGGGCCCGAGGACAAGACUCCACAUCUAUAUGCCCCGGUUGCUAAGGCAGCUUUGAAGAAAGCUGCCAACCUUCACCAGGCCAAUCUCAAAAAGGAAGCCAAGAGGGCAGAAAUGAGCAUCAAAGAACAGGAAGCGAAGGCUGCUAGGGGUGCUCAAUUGGAGCAAGCGAAGAAGGUUAUUAUUGUCGAAGAUGCCUCUAAGCCUAAGGCUAUUUCCAUCAAACUUAGGGAUACCGUUAAGCGCCGCGAGGCGAGGGUCGUUGUUCGUGGCUGGGUGCAUCGCCUAAGGGUCCAGAAGAGCCUGGUUUUCAUCACACUUCGUGACGGUACCGGAUAUUUGCAAUGCCUUUUGUCUGGGGAUCUUACCAAGACUUACGACGCUCUUACUCUGACAGUCGAGACUACUAUUGCUAUCUACGGAGUAAUUUCACCGGUUCCAGAGGAAAAUCACGCUCCAGAUGGCCACGAGCUGCAUGCUGACUACUUCCAAGUUAUCGGCAAAGCUCCCGGAGGGGAUGAUACCAUCUCCAAUAUUGUAGCCCCGAACGCUGAUCCUCAAACCAAAUACGAUAAUAGACAUCUAGUCAUUCGUGGAGACGUAGCAAGCUCUGUGUUGAAAGUUAGAGCAUCUGUUCUACGAGCAUUUAGAAAGAGCUAUGAAGAUUUGGGAUUACUGGAGGUUACACCUCCUUGCAUGGUUCAAACUCAAGUGGAAGGUGGUAGCACGCUCUUCGAGUUCAACUAUUACGGCGAAAAGGCUUACCUGACCCAAUCAUCCCAAUUAUAUCUCGAAACUUGUCUCCCCUCUCUCGGAGAUGUUUUUUGUGUUCAGGAGUCUUUCCGUGCAGAACGUUCUCUCACCCGUAGGCAUCUUAGCGAAUACACCCACAUUGAAGCAGAACUAGCUUUCAUAACUUUUGACGAUCUCCUCAACCACCUUGAGGAAGUCAUUUGCCGUACCAUCAACUACGCUCUUACCGAUCCUCUCAUUAAGGGAAAGGUAGCAGAGCUCAAUCCGAAAUUUGAAGCCCCUGAGCGGCCAUUCAUGCGUAUGACCUACGCUGAUGCGAUUGGCUGGUUGGUUGAAAAUAAUAUUCCCAACGAGGAAGGGAACCCUCACAAGUUUGGUGAUGAUAUUGCAGAGGCCGCCGAGCGCAAAAUGACAGACAUAAUUGCCAAGCCUAUCUUUUUGACCAAGUUUCCCGUGAAGAUCAAAGCCUUCUACAUGAAGAAAGACCCUGCGGACCCUAGGGUCACCGAGAGCGUUGAUUGUCUUAUGCCUGGUGUCGGUGAAAUUGUCGGUGGUAGUAUGAGAAUGGAGAAUCUCGAGGAGCUUAUGGGUGCCUAUGCAAGGGAAGGGAUUUCUCCAGACCCCUACUACUGGUUCACUGAUCAGAGAAAGUAUGGCACUUCACCGCAUGGUGGUUACGGCAUCGGCCUCGAGCGCCUCCUUGCGUGGAUGUGCGACCGCUACACCGUUAAAGAGUGCUCUCUUUACCCUCGCUGGACUGGGCGUUGCACUCCUUGAAAAAAAACACUCCUUCUUUUGACCCACGGAUCCUCCUGGGCAAACGUGCCACUUUUAGUCUUCAUUUUCCUAUUCUGAUGGUCGAGGUUAUUUUCCUUUUCUUUUCC
This is a messenger RNA of Tuber melanosporum (Perigord truffle), 2109 nucleotides long. RefSeq lists its product as uncharacterized. Gene Ontology annotation, biological process: asparaginyl-tRNA aminoacylation. NCBI's taxonomy places the organism in Eukaryota, Fungi, Ascomycota, Pezizomycetes, Pezizales, Tuberaceae. The record is from RefSeq and is a predicted model, not a curated record. Gene Ontology annotation, molecular function: nucleic acid binding; asparagine-tRNA ligase activity; ATP binding. The transcript has 4 exons. Bases 263 to 2002 code for a protein of 579 amino acids. Gene Ontology annotation, cellular component: cytoplasm.